AUGGUCGUUGUACAUAGCGGCAAGAAGAAAAGGGCUACUCUCCGUGGUGCUUUCAGUCACGAAGGAAUUCAUGAGUUUUUGUGGUCCAUAUUGGUAGGGGACACAAAAGUACCCCUAUUCCCAGUUCAAACGAUGCCUACCAUUGAAAAAGUGGAUGGGUGGGAUGGUCAAGAUGCUCCGCCUAUCGAGGAGGAAGAGGUCGACUUGGCUGACUUGGGCAUCAAGGUCGAUCUGUAG
This is a messenger RNA of Dicrocoelium dendriticum, 237 nucleotides long. Lineage: Eukaryota; Metazoa; Platyhelminthes; Trematoda; Plagiorchiida; Dicrocoeliidae. The record is from the annotation of a GenBank genome assembly.